Molecule: messenger RNA, 3229 nt
Organism: Nanorana parkeri
Lineage: Eukaryota; Metazoa; Chordata; Amphibia; Anura; Dicroglossidae
Gene: CHRD
Product: chordin
Exons: 23
Coding region: 201-3107 (968 amino acids)
Biological process (GO): multicellular organism development
Molecular function (GO): protein binding
Source: RefSeq, a predicted model, not a curated record
UAUAAGAGGAAGCAUCAGCUAACUGUGCCUAUUCCAGAUUGAACUGUGCCCUCUGAACAGUUUGACCUGCUGCAAGAGAGGAGAGUGACAGGCGAACAGGCGUAGUUGCAAAGUGCCACAUAGUGCUACUUAGGCACAAGUGACUCAGUGGCAGGGAAGUGGAGAAGAGGAGUUACAUUAGUGCUCAUCUGGUAGUAUUAAUGAUUAGAGGGGGAAAGGUACAGGAUUUCUUCAGCCUACACCACAGUAACCGAAAAACUGGAAAAAUGACGAUGGCAUGUGCCCAUUUCCUGCUGUUUAUGCUCUGGAUUGUGGAUGUUGAUGCCUCACGUCGCAAACUUCUACUUCCAAUCAAACCUGAGCAGGAUCCUUUGCCAUUUAAGUCGCAGAUAGGUUGCCACCUUGGGAAUAAAGUGUACUCCCUAGGGGACACAUGGCAUCCAGACCUGGGAAAACCCUUUGGAGUAGCAUACUGUGUGGCAUGCCGUUGUGAGGCGCAGCGGAGCCAUUGGGGAAAAACAUCUGGUAAGAUCAGCUGUAAAAGCAUCAAGAGUCAUUGCCCUACAAUCACCUGUUCCAAUCCUGUAGAAACCCCAGGACAAUGCUGCCGGGUGUGCCCCAAGGCUCUUCCACCACCCCUCCAUUCGAAGAAAUCCGAAUUUAUUUUCGAUGAGUUUGAGUAUUUCCAAGAAAAAGAUGAUGAUCUUUAUAAUGAUCGUUCUUACCUCAGCUCUGAUGAUGUCGGUGUUGAAGACAGCCGUACAGAAUACGUUGCCUUUUUGACUGCUUCCAGUUCUGUGUGGCCCCCAGUGAAUAGUGGACUUGCCAAGGCUAAAUUCAAUUUGCAGCGUUCCAAUUUACUUUUCUCCAUCACUUACAAAGGCAUACAUGGCCUUUCCCGAGUUCGUUUCACAGACCCUGAUGGCUCUGUGUUGUUUGAACAUCUUGUGCACAGAGUGGGGUACCCGCAUAGUGACACAAUCUGUGGCAUAUGGAGAUCUGUUCCUCGUCCCUCUCUGCACCUUCUUCGUUUAGGACACAUUCUUGUUUCUUUGGUGACCACAGCAAUUUCCGAGCCUGAAAUCACUGGCAAGAUUGUCCGUCACAAAGCUUUAUUUUCAGAAUCUUUUAGUGCCCUUCUAAUGCCAGACGGCACAGAGGAAGCAAUGGAACGAGGUCUUGCUAUGCUGACGCUUAGUGAUGUAGAUGACAAUCUGCACUUUAUCCUUAUGCUCAGAGGAAUACAAGGAGGAGAACGAGAAGGGAUUCCAAUAACUGUGCAAAUCGUACACCACAAUCAUGUUAUAAGAGAGCUCUACGCCAAUAUUACCACACAGGAGCCAGAUUUUGCAGAGGUUUUACCAGACCUGUCCAGCCGUGAGAUGCAGUGGCUUGCCCAGGGACAGCUGAAGAUUGCAGUGCAGACCGAGGGAAGGCAUAGACAACGAAUCUCAGGCAUUAUUACGGUCAGGAAGUCAUGUGACACUCUGCAGAGUGUUUUAUCUGGAGGAGACGCCUUGAACCCAACAAAGAGUGGAUCAGUUGGGUCUGCAACCUUCACACUUCAUGAAAAUGGGACAGUGGAGUAUCAGCUCCAAGUUGCUGGCAUUAUGAGUGACGUGACAGCAGUGACACUGGAGACCAAACCUCGAAGAAAGAUUAAGAGAAAUAUUCUGCAUGACCUAACGAAGGAUUUCCAUGAUGGAGCGGCUUGUGGGCUGUGGACAAGCGCUAAUGCCCGGGACCUGCACAUGCUACUUCAAAGUGAACUUUUCCUUAAUGUAGCCACCAAAGAUUUCCAGGAAGGAGAACUGAGAGGACAGAUCACACCUUUACAAUACAGUGGGAUGUGGGCCAGACAUGAGAAUCUUCCAAUCCCCCUGGCUGGUCAGUUUGUGUCACCACCCCUGAAGACAGGAUCAGCCGGUCAUGCCUGGGUGUCUCUAGAUGAACACUGCCACCUGCACUAUCAGAUUGUGGUGACAGGUCUCGGGCGUGCUGAGGAUGCAGCGCUCAAUGCACAUCUGCAUGGCUUUGCUGAACUUGGUGAAGUCAGUGACAACUCAAAUGGUCACAAGAGACUGCUAAAAGGCUUCUAUGGGUCAGAGGCUCAGGGUAGUGUAAAGGACCUUGAUCUUGAACUGUUUAGUCACCUGAACCAAGGCACUGCAUUUAUCCAAGUCAGCACAAAGCUUAAUCCACGUGGAGAGAUUCGGGGGCGAGUACGUAUUCCAAACAGCUGUGAAUCGGGAAGUACACUACUCUCUCCGGAGGACUCUGAGCAUGAAUCAGUUGAGAAGAACCACCAGCGUCACUCAGAGGAUCUUGGAAAGGACUCCAGAUCUUGUCAUUUUGAAGGAAAAUUAAGGGCUCAUGGAACUAGAUGGGCACCUGACUAUGACAAGAAGUGCACAGUAUGCAGUUGUCAGAAACGCACCGUGAUUUGUGACCCUAUUGUGUGCCAGCCUCUGAAUUGUACUCAGCCCCUUCAACUACCUGACCAGUGCUGUCCAGUGUGUGAGGAAAAGAAAGAAAACCUGGAAGUGAAAAAGCCUGGAAGACCUCAGGCUGAUGGUUGUUAUUUUAAUGGGUUUUGGAGAGCUGCUGGGACACAUUGGCAUCCAGUGGUUGAACCUUUUGGUCUAGUCCUAUGUGCAACUUGUACCUGCAAGAAUUCCUCACCUGACCUCCCAGACCUGCACUGCGUGAGAAAGACCUGCCCGCGGCUUACUUGUGCUAAUCCAAUCCGUGCCAACCCAAUGGACUGCUGCAAGAAGUGUCCAGAGGAAGAGCAAAACCCUGUGGGGCUGGCAGACGGAAUGCAGUCUGAUGAACCAAGGCAGUGCAAAGUGAUGGGUCAUCUGUAUUCUAACAAUGAGCGGUGGCACCCGACCGUUCCAAAACACGGCGUGGUGAAGUGCGUGACCUGUGUUUGUGUGGAUGGUGUUCCUCAGUGUGACAAACAAAAAUGGAAAUGCAGUGAUCCGGAAUGCAGGGCUAGUGGAAAGCCAGACAGAAUUUGCUGCAGUGAGUGCCAAGAUGACAGCCAGGAUGAAGAUGAGAAGUUCAACUCUGAGGAGCCUUCUGUGAGUACAUGGAGCCAUUAGAGAUGAGAGAAAGGGACUUUGGGACUCGGAAUAUUGUGAAAUUCCCAGGGACAUGGUUUCAAGUCCCUGCAGGAUUCUCUGAUGAAAAAACUCAUCGGACAUUUUAUUUGAAGGUUAUGACU